AUGGGUUUGUCCCUCUCCCUGCUCACAUCGGCGUGGACGGAGAUCCUGAGGAACAAGAUCGCCGGGCUGGUAGAUGCAGACGGCGGCAUCGUCAAAUCCCUGAGCUUCAAUGAGAACAGCGUGAAGAUGACUCUGAAAUCCCUCACCAUCCAAAGGAUGAACAUCGAAACCAUGUUCACCCCUAGGGGAUCGACCAAGAAGGUCUUGGAGCCGUCGCUGAGCUUCAAAUGCUGGGAAGAAGAGAAGGCCGGCGUAGAGAACAGCGCCGCCGCCCCCGCCCCGGAGAAGCCGCAGCAGCAACAGCCCGGCGGCAGCGAGAGAUCGGCCUCCGUAGACCUCAGAUUCUCCAAUGGAGAGGGAGACCACGACUUGAAGGCGGCGAGGAGCCCCCUCGGGUUUUCCUCCCCACGGCCUCUCUGUGAGCUCGACGCCGCCGCCGUUAAGCUCCAGAAGGUCUACAAGAGCUACAGGACCCGGAGAAACCUCGCAGAUUGCGCGGUGGUCGUCGAGGAGCUCUGGUACGAUCCCGUCCCUUAUCUUCAGGACCAUAACCGAUCAGUAGUCCUUCUUCCCCGCACUGAUGUCCCUCUCCGUAUCGAUUUAAAGGUGGAAGGCGCUGGACUUCGCAUCCCUGAAGCGGAGCUCGAUCUCCUUCUUCAACGACGAUAAGCCACAGACGGCGAUUUCUCGGUGGGCGCGCGCGCGCACAAAGGCCGCGAAGGUAACCGAAAGAUGAGAAGAGCGGGAAGAUCGAUCACUGCUCCUGCUACCGAUCUCGUUCUUCGCGAUUUCUGAUCCAAGACGCUCACGCUGGUUCAUCUCGUGGAUCUGCAGGUCGGGAAGGGUCUGUCCAAGGACGAGAAAGCCCAGAAGCUCGCCCUCCAGCACUGGCUCGAAGCUGUGAGUAAUCUCCUCACAUCUACUGCCUUCCUCAUCGCCGAUCCAUCCGCCAUAGAUUCGUUUCAUGCAGAGUCUCUGAUCUGAUAUGGAUCAUUUCCUUGGGAUCUCUGCAGAUUGACCCGCGGCAUCGGUAUGGGCACAAUCUCCACAUCUAUUACGACAUCUGGUUCGACAGCGAGAGUAGCCAGCCUUUCUUCUUCUGGUAGAUCACCUGUUCUUACCCUUCUUCUGGUUCAGACCCUGAUCGUGUUCUCCAGAGUUCUUGAAGCUCAUGGCUGUAAUUUUCCCCUUGGUAUGAAAUCCAGGCUUGACGUGGGAGACGGCAAGGACGUGAACCUGGAGAAGUGCCCGAGGAGCAAGCUCCACCAACAGUGCAUCAAGUACCUGGGCCAGGUUUGUUCUUCUCGCCAUUAAAGAUGACCGCGGAAAAAAUCUCAAUGCAUCGUCCGAGCUUUGCGGAAUCUGAGCAGCGCUGUUCCUGCAGAAGGAGAGAGAAGCCUACGAGGUCGUCGUCGAGAACGGGAAGCUCCUCUACAAGCAGACCGAGACGCCUGUGGACACCAUCGAAGGGUCCAAGUGGAUCUUCGUUCUCAGCACGUCGAGGAAACUGUAUGUCGGACAGGUGAGCGCCGCCCAACGCCUGUUUUUGACCCAGCUCUUAGACCAGAUCCCGUCCUCUCUUUCUUUCUCUCUCUAGCCAAGAACUCCAUCCUGAUCAACCCCUCUUACGAUCGUGUGCAAUUGUUUCGUGGUUGCAGAAGAUGAAGGGUAAAUUUCAGCACUCGAGCUUCCUCGCCGGGGGGGCGACGACCUCCGCCGGGAGGUUGGUGGCGACGAAGGGCGUCCUAAAGGUGUGAAUCCGCUCGCUCAUCUCUCCUCUCCAUUCCCUGGCCUGCUCGUGAAUUGGAGGGGAGGAACUAAAGGCCAACUCCUUCUACUUCUUCUCCAGGCAAUAUGGCCGUACAGUGGGCAUUACCUCCCGACAGAGGAGAACUUCAAGGAAUUCCUCAGCUUCCUGGCCGACAACAACGUGGAUCUCACCAAUGUGAAGGUAAACCCUCCGUAAAAUAACCAGGCUUCGCCGGAAGAACCAUUUCUUCUCGUUGGAUAAAUCCUGAUUUCGAUCGAAUGGCCUUGACUUUCAGAGAUGUUCCGUGGACGACGACGAUCACCCAUCGUUGGGAAAGGCGGAGAGCGUCGAGGAGAUCAAGCUACCGGCGGUGGACGACGCUCUGGCGGAGCCCGCCGCCGUCGCGGCAGAUUUUGCGCCGCAAUUCGAGCUCGGACAGCGGCUGUCCUGCAAGUGGAGCACCGGCACAGGGAUUCGCAUCAGCUGCGUGAGGGAAUACCCCGUUGACCUCCAGAUCAAGGCUCUCGAGCAGGUCAACCUCUCCCCGAGGCUCGUGCCCUCGCCGGGAUGGAGCAAGGGCCCGGUCCCUUCGCCCCGCCCCAGUCCCCGCGUGAGACUGUCCCCGAGACUCGCCUACAUGGGUUUCCCCAGCCCCAGAGUCAACCUCACGCUGCCCACGCCAAAACAGAGAUGA
Messenger RNA from Spirodela intermedia, 2444 nucleotides. NCBI's taxonomy places the organism in Eukaryota, Viridiplantae, Streptophyta, Magnoliopsida, Alismatales, Araceae. The record is from the annotation of a GenBank genome assembly.